UACAACUUCUUCGAAGGAUGCGCACGCGCUCAAGCUUGCACUCUUCUUCUACGCGGAGGUGCUGAACAAUUUAUCGCUGAGACGGAACGCUCUCUUCAUGAUGCCAUCAUGAUCGUACGUCGUGCGAAGAAGAACGAUUCUAUCGUAGCUGGUGGUGGAGCCAUUGAAAUGGAGCUGUCACGUCAUCUUCGUGCUAAGGCCAAAACCAUUGCUGGAAAGGAGCAGUUCUUCUGGAGCGCUUAUGCCCGAAGCUUUGAAAUUAUUCCACAACAACUUUGCUACAAUGCUGGCAUCGAUGCAACGGAUAUUCUGAACAAGCUUCGUCAUAGACAUUCGAUAGGCGAGGUUUGGGCUGGUGUUGAUAUUCACACAGAGGAAGUUGGCGACAACCUUGCAGCAUGUAUCUGGGAACCAAGCCUUGUGAAAAAGGUGCGUCUGUGCAGAUUUUAA
Messenger RNA from Cylicostephanus goldi, 450 nucleotides. The record is from the annotation of a GenBank genome assembly. NCBI's taxonomy places the organism in Eukaryota, Metazoa, Nematoda, Chromadorea, Rhabditida, Strongylidae.